Messenger RNA from Vidua macroura (Pin-tailed whydah), 3217 nucleotides. RefSeq names its product tubulin beta 3 class III (gene TUBB3). Gene Ontology annotation, biological process: G protein-coupled receptor signaling pathway; axon guidance; microtubule cytoskeleton organization. Gene Ontology annotation, molecular function: GTP binding; G protein-coupled receptor activity; GTPase activity. The coding region runs from base 1 to 2991 and encodes 996 amino acids. Lineage: Eukaryota; Metazoa; Chordata; Aves; Passeriformes; Viduidae. The transcript is spliced from 6 exons. The record is from RefSeq and is a predicted model, not a curated record. Gene Ontology annotation, cellular component: cytoplasm; microtubule; membrane.
AUGUCGACGCUGGCCCCCCUGCGUCUGCUGCGCGAGCCCUCGAAUGCCAGCGAGGGCAACCAGAGCAACGCCACGGUCGGGGCCAGUGGUGGCUGGUGCCAGGGGCUGGACAUUCCCAACGAGCUGUUCCUGGCACUGGGGCUGGUGAGCCUGGUGGAGAACCUGCUGGUGGUGGCUGCCAUCCUGAAGAACAGGAACCUGCACUCUCCCACCUACUACUUCAUCUGCUGCCUGGCGGUGUCUGACAUGCUGGUGAGCAUCAGCAACCUGGCGGAGAUGCUCUUCAUGCUGCUGCUGGAGCACGGGGUGCUGGUGAUGCGCCCCAGCAUCGUCCGCCACAUGGACAGCGUCAUCGACACGCUCAUCUGCAGCUCCGUCGUCUCGUCCCUCUCCUUCCUGGGGGUCAUCGCCGUCGACCGCUACAUCACCAUCUUCUAUGCCCUGCGCUACCACAGCAUCAUGACGCUGCAGCGGGCCGUGGUCACCAUGGCCAGCGUCUGGCUGGCCAGCACCGUCUCCAGCACCGUCUUGAUCACCUACUACCGCAGCAACACCAUCCUCCUCUGCCUCAUUGGCUUCUUCCUCUUCAUGCUGGUCCUCAUGCUGGUGCUCUACAUCCACAUGUUCGCCCUGGCCCGCCACCACCUCCACAGCAUCUCCAGCCAUCAGAAGCCAACCACUGCCCACCGUGGAGGCAGCCUGAAGGGUGCCGUCACCCUCACCAUUCUCCUGGGUGUCUUCUUUAUCUGCUGGGGGCCCUUCUUCUUCCACCUCAUCCUCAUCGUCACCUGUCCCACCAACCCCUUCUGCACCUGCUUCUUCAGCUACUUCAACCUCUUCCUCAUCCUCAUCAUCUGUAACUCAGUGAUUGACCCCCUCAUCUACGCCUUCCGGAGCCAGGAGCUCCGGCGGACGCUGCGGGAGGUGGUGACGUGCUCCUGGCUCUUUGCAGUGAAGCUGUGGCUGGCAUCGGGCAGCCCCGGGGAGCCCCAGGGGGAGAGUCCCUCCCGGUCCCGCCGGUCGGUCAAGGGUCACUUGCUCCCGGAGGGAACCGGGAAAGACCGGCUGGGCGGCGGGAGGCUGCGCCCUACGCGGGGGGUGGUCCCGGCCGCCCCCGGACAAAGGGCCCAUCACCGUCGCCUUUGUUCUCGGGCCGCGCCCGCCGCCGCCCACCUCAUCACCGGCACCCGCACUGUAGCCGCUCCCGCGGGGGCGACUGGCGACCGGGACCCCCAGGAUGGCCCUCCCGUACCCCGUCCCUACCCCUCCCCGGUCCCCGCACGGGUCCCGGGGUGUCCCCGCUCCCCGCGGGUGCCGGGGGCGCCCCCCCGGCCGUGCCCCCCGCGGGUGCCGGGGUCCCCGCUCCGCCGCGGCGGGGCGUGGCCGCGGGCGUGGCCGGGCGGGGCGUGGCGGGCGGUGCCGGUGCCGCAGGGCUGUUGCGGCGCUGCGGCGGCGGCCGCUGAUUGGCUGCGGGCGGCGGUGACGUCAGCGGCCGGCCCGGUGCGGCGGCGGGAGCCUAUAAAGGAUGCGGCGGCGGCCGCGCCGCCCCCCGCGCUCCCGGUGCCGCUCCGCUCCGGUGCCGCUCCGCUCCCGGCCCCAGCCCGCUCCCGUCCCGCUCCGCUCCGGCCCGGCCGCACCAUGAGGGAGAUCGUCCACAUCCAGGCGGGGCAAUGCGGCAACCAGAUCGGCGCCAAGUUCUGGGAGGUGAUCAGCGACGAACACGGCAUCGACCCCAGCGGCAACUACGUGGGGGACUCGGACCUGCAGCUCGAACGCAUCAGUGUCUACUACAAUGAGGCCUCUUCUCACAAGUACGUGCCUCGCGCCAUCCUGGUGGACCUGGAGCCGGGGACGAUGGACAGCGUGCGCUCGGGUGCCUUUGGCCACCUCUUCCGCCCUGACAACUUCAUCUUUGGGCAGAGCGGUGCCGGGAACAACUGGGCAAAGGGGCACUACACAGAGGGGGCCGAGCUGGUGGACUCGGUGCUGGACGUGGUGCGGAAGGAGUGUGAGAACUGCGACUGCCUGCAGGGCUUCCAGCUGACCCACUCGCUGGGCGGGGGCACCGGCUCGGGCAUGGGCACGCUGCUCAUCAGCAAGGUGCGGGAGGAGUACCCCGACCGCAUCAUGAACACCUUCAGCGUGGUGCCGUCCCCCAAGGUGUCGGACACGGUGGUGGAGCCCUACAACGCCACGCUGUCCAUCCACCAGCUGGUGGAGAACACGGACGAGACCUACUGCAUCGACAACGAGGCGCUCUACGACAUCUGCUUCCGCACCCUCAAGCUGGCCACCCCCACCUACGGCGACCUCAACCACCUUGUCUCGGCCACCAUGAGCGGCGUCACCACCUCCCUGCGCUUCCCCGGCCAGCUCAACGCCGACCUGCGCAAGCUGGCCGUCAACAUGGUGCCCUUCCCGCGGCUGCACUUCUUCAUGCCCGGCUUCGCCCCGCUGACGGCGCGCGGCAGCCAGCAGUACCGCGCCCUCACCGUGCCCGAGCUCACCCAGCAGAUGUUUGAUGCCAAGAACAUGAUGGCCGCCUGCGACCCCCGCCAUGGCCGCUACCUCACCGUGGCCACUGUCUUCCGUGGCCGCAUGUCCAUGAAGGAGGUGGAUGAACAGAUGUUGGCCAUCCAGAGCAAGAACAGCUCCUACUUUGUGGAGUGGAUCCCCAACAAUGUCAAGGUGGCCGUGUGUGACAUCCCGCCACGGGGGCUGAAGAUGUCCUCCACCUUCAUCGGGAACAGCACGGCCAUCCAGGAGCUCUUCAAGCGCAUCUCGGAGCAGUUCACGGCCAUGUUCCGCCGCAAGGCCUUCCUGCACUGGUACACGGGCGAGGGCAUGGACGAGAUGGAGUUCACCGAGGCCGAGAGCAACAUGAAUGACCUGGUGUCCGAGUACCAGCAGUACCAGGACGCCACGGCCGAGGAGGAGGGUGAGAUGUACGAGGACGACGAGGAGGAGUCGGAGGCGCAGGGCGCCAAGUGACGCCCGACGCCGCCCCCCAACACUGCCCGCGGCCCCCCCGGCUUCGCGCUGCUGCAGCCCCAGGUGCUGCCCCCCCCCGCCAUCCCCUCAGUGUCUCCUGACUCCAUCCCCCCCUGAGCCGGCUCGGCCCCUCGCCCCCCUUCCUACCUCCCCCCUUUUCGUUUUUUACUGGUUUGUGUCUUAUUAUUUUUUUUGAAUACUUAAUAAAUUUAUUGCUGUCCAGGUA